AAUAGUAAUUUUUGACAGAAUUUUAUUGUCCACUGAUGUAACUAGAAAGCAUAACCCAUAUAAGAUAUGAAGAUUAAGGCCCAACCAACCAUGAUUUACAAUAGGAAAAAAAUGAGUGAGUGAGAGUGAGAUCAUAUUCAUGAUUGGACUUAUUACAAGCACAAAAACAAAGCAUCAAUUACAGCCAUUCAUUGAAUCUUAUGCUAUCCAAAAUCUAAUCCUUACUUUGGUUGGGCUCAUGAGUCACAACCACACAACCACAUUGCCACAUCUUACUUUGCUUACAACACUUUAUAGUAACAUGUAUAACUAACAAUUCUCUAUACUACAACUUUCUUCUGCUUCAAAAAAUUCAAUCUUCCUUGUAGAUUCAAUCAUGGCUUCGGCUACUUUCUCUGUAGCCAAACCAGCUAUUAAGGCAAGUGGGAAAUGCUUUUCUUCUGAAUUCAAUGGUCACAGGAACUCAUCAGGAUAUCUUCACUUAUCUAGCAAAACUUCAGAUGAGUUCCAUUCUGUUGUUUCCUUCCAAACCAAUGCAGUUGGUGGAAGUAGUGGAGGAUACAAGAAAGCUCUUGUAGUGGAAGCAAAACAACUGAAGGUAGCUAUAAAUGGAUUUGGAAGGAUCGGAAGAAACUUCUUGAGAUGUUGGCAUGGUCGUAAGGAUUCACCUCUUGAUGUCAUUGCCAUCAAUGACACUGGAGGUGUAAAACAAGCUUCUCACCUUCUUAAAUAUGAUUCCACACUUGGAAUCUUUGAUGCUGAUGUUAAACCUGUUGGUAAUGAUGGUAUUUCUGUUGAUGGAAAGGUUAUCAAAGUUGUUUCUGACCGUAACCCUGCUAACCUUCCUUGGAAGGAAUUGGGGAUAGACUUGGUGAUUGAAGGAACUGGGGUGUUUGUGGACAGAGAAGGUGCAGGGAGGCAUAUUACAGCAGGGGCUAAGAAGGUUCUCAUCACUGCCCCUGGAAAAGGAGAUAUCCCAACUUAUGUGGUUGGUGUUAAUGCUGAUGGGUACACCCAUGAGGAUAACAUCAUCAGCAAUGCUUCUUGUACCACUAACUGCCUUGCUCCCUUUGUCAAGGUCCUUGAUCAGAAAUUUGGUAUCAUCAAGGGUACCAUGACUACCACUCAUUCCUACACCGGUGACCAAAGGCUUCUUGACGCUAGCCACCGUGAUCUAAGGCGUGCAAGAGCAGCAGCCCUCAACAUUGUCCCAACUUCAACCGGAGCAGCAAAGGCAGUGGCCCUUGUCCUCCCAUCACUCAAAGGCAAACUCAACGGUAUUGCACUUCGUGUGCCAACACCAAAUGUUUCGGUGGUGGACCUCGUCGUUCAAGUCACAAAGAAGACGUUUGCUGAAGAAGUGAACGAGGCAUUCAGAGACAGUGCAGCUAAGGAAUUGAAUGGUAUUCUCUCAGUUUGUGAUGAACCACUUGUGUCUGUAGAUUUUAGGUGCACUGAUGUGUCCUCAACCGUUGAUUCGUCAUUGACAAUGGUCAUGGGAGAUGACAUGGUGAAGGUUAUUGCUUGGUAUGACAAUGAGUGGGGUUACUCACAAAGGGUUGUUGAUUUGGCUGACAUUGUUGCCAAUAACUGGAAGUGAGAGCCAAAUAAUGUUUUUCAAUUAUAUAUAUGUAUGUAUCAUGUGCCAUUGUAAUUUUGUACACUUCUUUUUUCUUUAAUCUUCUAAACUUGUAUUGAGAGAUAGAACUAUCAAUUUUCUCUUGUUCCUCAUUGUGCAAUAAAAAUUCUUACCUUCAAAUCUAAA
This is a messenger RNA of Trifolium pratense (red clover), 1765 nucleotides long. RefSeq names its product glyceraldehyde-3-phosphate dehydrogenase A, chloroplastic. Gene Ontology annotation, cellular component: apoplast; chloroplast. The transcript is spliced from 5 exons. Gene Ontology annotation, biological process: glucose metabolic process. The record is from RefSeq and is a predicted model, not a curated record. Gene Ontology annotation, molecular function: NADP binding; glyceraldehyde-3-phosphate dehydrogenase (NAD+) (phosphorylating) activity; NAD binding. The coding region runs from base 377 to 1600 and encodes 407 amino acids. NCBI's taxonomy places the organism in Eukaryota, Viridiplantae, Streptophyta, Magnoliopsida, Fabales, Fabaceae.